Macaca mulatta (Rhesus monkey) is the source of this 1629-nucleotide messenger RNA. It is a transcript of the gene MMP24OS, whose product is annotated as MMP24 opposite strand. The record is from RefSeq and is a predicted model, not a curated record. Lineage: Eukaryota; Metazoa; Chordata; Mammalia; Primates; Cercopithecidae.
GGGCGGGGCCUAGAGGCGCUAGGGCGGGAUUGGCCGGGGACGUUCGCGGAGUCCCGCCCCGGAGCCCGGGGUCGAGUCCCUCUUUUGCGCUCAAACGCACUGAGGGCGAGGUCGGCGCGCGGUGGCGUCACGGCGCCAGCUCCUCCCGACGCUGAGACCAUGGGGGCUCAGCUAAGCGGCGGCCGCGGCGCCCCGGAGCCUGCGCAGCCCCAGCCCCAGCCCCAGCCCCAGCCUGCGGCGCCGGAGGGCCCGGAACAGCCCCGGCCUCAGCCCCAUCCCGAGCCCGAGCCCAGCCCGUGGGGGCCGCUGGACGACGUGCGCUUCCUCAUCGCCUGCACUUCCUGGUACUGACGGCGUCUUCCGGAGGAUGCCGCCCGUCUGUCUGCCGUCCCCUGUGGUUCUUGCUUGCCUUGUCUCCUCUCCCCACGUCCCUGCGUCUCUUACACCCCCUUCCACCCGAGGCUCCCCAGAGAUAGCAGAGAAUUCGAAGAGGUCGCCAGGGACUGGAAAGAAGUCCCGGCCGGGCCGCCUUCGCGGCCUACAGCCCAGCCUGCACCCAGACCCAGCUCAGACCUUCGUGUUCACCCCAUCCCUUUCUCCGGCUGGCUGGGUCGGGGGCAUCCCUCUCUGUCGCUGGCUUCCAGAGGCAGGGCAGGCCUCCUGAUAAGCCCGUAAAGCUGCUCACCUCCUGACUUCGUCUGCCUUUUAUUAAUAUCUUAAUUGCUGAUAGCCGUGCUCUUGACUGUGUGUCUCCGGUCAUGGCACCAGGGGCCUUGACUUUGGAGAAGCCCUUGCCACAGUGACCCUCCCCAUACUCCUGAGGGGGGCUGCUCCCCAUCCUGGAUCCUCAGGACGCAUCUGGCAGCAGACCAGAUGCGUGAGGCAGCUCCCAGACACCCCAGAGGACCCCGGUUCUCCUCCCGGAGCUUAAGAUUACUUUUGGAACCUGAUCUUUGUUCCCUCAUCCCAGGGAAAUGACACACUCUGUAUUUCUGUUUUAUUUAUAAAUGAUUUAAAAAACAUUAUACAAAGGCUGAUCAGUUUAAAAUGUGACUGACACUGAAAUGCUGUGAUGUCCCCCAGGCUGAGGGGAAGCUAGGCUCUGGGGCCCCCAGUGCUUUGCCCCUCCGUCUGCCCUGUCCUGGGGUGAUGGACAAACAGAUGACCACAGGCAGGAGAAUCUGAGAUUGGAAGCCUCUAGGCUGAGGCCUCUGGGCCUGGCCCCAUAUCCCUCACCUCUGCAGCCUGGGCUGCCUGCCUCCAUCUCCUGCUCAUUCUCAGCUGGCCUGCCAGGAGCCAACAGGGAGCCUGGCGGGAGGCGGGGGUGCCUAGAGCUUUCAAGAAGUGAGAGCACCAACCUGAGGAGUGGACAGGGACCAGGAAGUGGGGGAAGGGAGGCCAGGAAGAGGUGGAUACAGGAGACACUUCUCAUCUCAUCUCAGACCCUAGAGGGGUCCACAGAUGGGGACAUAAGACACAGCCAGCCCACUGGAUGGCCCGGGCAAGUAACAACCUCUUUGUGCUUCAUCUGAGCACAUGGUGAGAGUUACCUUCGGCCUCCCAGGGCCUACACGAGUUUCAUGUGAGUGGACAGGUGUGAGCUAAUAAAGUGCUUUGCAAAGUAUAAAA